AAAGUGUCUUUCUGCUUGAAGCCUGAAAGCUGAAGGCUAGAAGCAGAACUGCCCUGUUCUCUUCUUUCCUGCAAGGGGUUGGAAGUGUUUCCUUGGAAGGGGAUGCUCUAGAAGAUUAAAGGCAAAGACAAGCAGUGGCUCUACCAGCCUGUAAUCCUGCCCCAAAGGGCCCAACGCAAUGAAGGGACGGCUGGCAACAAGCACCCUUUGGCUCAUCUGUCUGUUCUCCUGGGCUCACUGCAGUGAGAGUGAGCCAGAAGGGAGAACUGGAUCACCAACACGAGCACCACAUCAUCAUCAUACUGCCAGGGUUGAGAAUGCCAAUGAGAAAUACAACAAGAGGCCUCGAAGCUCUGAGUGUGUACGCUGUUGUGAUCCUCCAGAGCACUUUCCAGCACAUCCUAUGUACUACCAGCCUUUGCCUCAGAUCAACAUUACCAUCUUGAAAGGUGAGAAAGGGGAUCGUGGAGAACGGGGCUCCGCAGGGAAGUUGGGCAAAGCUGGUUCUCCAGGGAACAUGGGUGAAAUGGGCCCAAAAGGUCAAAAGGGCAGCUUAGGGUCUCCAGGAGAGCGGUACAAGACCAAUUAUGCUGCCUUUUCGGUGGGCCGUAAGAAACCCCUGCACAGCAAUGACUACUACCAGACGCUGAUCUUUGACACUGAAUUUGUUAAUCUCUACGGACACUUCAACAUGUUCAUGGGCAAAUUCUACUGCUAUGUGCCUGGUGUGUAUUUCUUCAGCCUCAAUGUGCACACUUGGAACCAGAAGGAAACUUACCUGCACAUAAUGCGCAACGGGGCUGAAGUUGCCAUCUUGUAUGCACAGGCCAGUGACCGGAGCAUCAUGCAGAGCCAGAGUCUCAUGCUAGAUCUGCAAGAUCAAGAUGAAGUCUGGAUACGACUCUUCAAGGGUGAACGUGAUAAUGCUGUAUUCAGCGACGAGUAUGAUACUUACGUUACCUUCAGCGGAUACCUAAUUAAGCCCAGCUCGGAGCCCUGAAUCUGCAGGCAGAUGGAUAAAAUACUUAUAAGAACUUCACCUUGUUCUGCCCUUCUGAUAUCUUCCUCAUUACUGUUUUCUGAUCCUACAAUUUCAUCCUUUGGGACUCAACCCCAAUACUGAAAUAUUCCUUUGUUCAUUACUCCCAUGAAAUGAUGACCUCACUUCUCUCGGACAGACCAUUUCUUCUUUAUCAACCACUGACCCUUUGGUAUUUUCUCCUCUGCCUACAGCUUUAAGCCUUGUCAUCUACAUUCACGAAUGUAACAAUAUAGUACUUGCCCUGAAAGGACUAUAGAUAGCUCACAACUGCAUUCUCUCUUCAUCUUAAACUGUAAUUUCCGUUUCUUCUGUCAAACAUCCUCAGGGACCAAUACGAGACUUCCCAGUCUUUCCUAUGCAAUGAUUUCUUAUUUUAAUUCUGUUUUGCUCUCAGCCCCUGAAUGUGUUCCUGGGAUUAUUCACCAGCACUUUAAAUGAUUAUUAUAUGACUUCUGUUCAGUGGUAUCGAUGCCUAGAUUCCCCCUGCCCUUAUUUUGGUUUUGUUAUUACCUUCAAGGUGACCUCACAACCUAAGGUGAUUACCCACCUUGAUUAGCUGAAGCUUGCUCAAUGCUCCUGUGUUCAGUCACAAUCCCUGAAGUAACUCCUGACUUCACUGCAAUCUGUCUGCCAGUCCCCAUCUCUGACUUUACCAGCAGCAGAGGCAUAACUCCAAGGGAAUGGGGGGCGCGAUGCACUGGUCUCAUGCCCCUGUGGGGAUGU
Molecule: messenger RNA, 1765 nt
Organism: Sphaerodactylus townsendi
Lineage: Eukaryota; Metazoa; Chordata; Lepidosauria; Squamata; Sphaerodactylidae
Gene: C1QTNF1
Product: C1q and TNF related 1
Exons: 4
Coding region: 179-1000 (273 amino acids)
Molecular function (GO): protein binding
Source: RefSeq, a predicted model, not a curated record